AGAGCAGAGAUAACCCAAGAGGGCAGAGGAAUUCGAGUUGAGGGCUGUGGUGCAACGAUGAUGGCAACAGGAAGGAGGCCAGCAUGGGAGCAGCUUUCAAGGGAGUAUGAGCAGGACCGACCAUGUGAGCCCUUGUGCAACAGCACCAGUCUAGACAGGCAAGAGAGACUACAGGCCAGAGAGGGACGAGGUCUCAUC
Closterium sp. Naga37s-1 is the source of this 198-nucleotide messenger RNA. Lineage: Eukaryota; Viridiplantae; Streptophyta; Zygnematophyceae; Desmidiales; Closteriaceae. The record is from the annotation of a GenBank genome assembly.